UGCAUAUGACCUUCUUGAAACUGUACAAGAGAUGGCAAACAGACAGCAAUUCUCAGAGAUGGUGAUAUACAUUGAAAGCUGUAAUUCUGGAUCAAUGCUUGAACAUCGUCCUAGUAACGUACAGAUUUACGGAGUGUCUGCUGCUGAUCCCAACAACCCCUCCUAUGGUUAUUACAUUGAUGAAAAAAGAGAUGCAUGCAUUGCUGAUCAAUUCAGUGCACAUUGGCUGUUGCACUGCAAAAAGUCUGACCUGACAGAAACAACCUUCCAGGAUCAGUUUCAGUAUCUGAGAAGCCAGGUCAAGCUUUCCACCCCUUGUCAGUAUGGAAACAACGUACGUACAAUCUUACAAUUAAGUGCUAGAUCUCAUUUUUCUAGUUUCGGGGACUAA
Astyanax mexicanus (Mexican tetra) is the source of this 391-nucleotide messenger RNA. Its product is annotated as legumain-like. NCBI's taxonomy places the organism in Eukaryota, Metazoa, Chordata, Actinopteri, Characiformes, Acestrorhamphidae. The record is from RefSeq and is a predicted model, not a curated record. The transcript is spliced from 4 exons. Gene Ontology annotation, biological process: vacuolar protein processing. Bases 32 to 391 code for a protein of 119 amino acids. Gene Ontology annotation, molecular function: cysteine-type endopeptidase activity.